AUCAUCCUCUCACUCACAAUAAAUGCUUUUCCUCGAAACCCUAAAUCUCACCAUUCUCUUCCCCUUUCGAAUGGCGUUAAGGAGCAAAGAGACGGAAGAAGAGAACAAGAGAAUCAACGAGAUCGAUGAACCAGAAGAAGACGAAGAUAAGAAGAUGGAGAUGUUCUUCAAUCUCAUAAGAAACUACCAGGAGGCCAGGAAACGAAGACGACAAGAGUUAAUCGAAGAUUCCGGCGAAACUGCUCCGAAUCCGACCAAGAGGUCCGACAACGGAGAAAAAUCCGGCAUUGCUCCUCCUGUGUUCCGCACCGAGGAUUUCACUCACUGUAUAGACUUGAACUUGGAGCCAAUUGUCUCCACCGAGGAGGAGAAACAAGAAGAAGAAGAGGAGGAGGAGGAGACAAGAGAAGAGAAUGUUUUAGAUCUUAAUCUCGCAUUGUAAUAAUAAAAAUACUUCGCUCUGUUUUUCUGUUUCGUGAACUUUUAAUUUUUACAAUGCAAUACAUAAACAGUGAACUGAUUAUAUAUAUAAGGGAUUCAUC
Molecule: messenger RNA, 542 nt
Organism: Brassica oleracea var. oleracea
Lineage: Eukaryota; Viridiplantae; Streptophyta; Magnoliopsida; Brassicales; Brassicaceae
Product: protein NIM1-INTERACTING 1
Exons: 1
Coding region: 23-442 (139 amino acids)
Biological process (GO): regulation of systemic acquired resistance
Source: RefSeq, a predicted model, not a curated record